AUGAGCGGGGGUGGUGAUGUGUGUAGCGGCACAGUGGCGGUGUGCGGGCUGCAGUACACCACCUCACCCUCUCUCCCUUCAGCAGUCAAAGCGGCGCGCGAUAUCAUGCUGACGUCGUCCUCAACGUUUCCGUCGAUUCCAGGGGUGAGGGGAAGUUCCACGACAGGGGCGACAGCACACAGUACCGCAUCGACCCGUAUGGACCCUUUUCCGCAAAGCACCUUGCAGCUGUACCACUCGUACUACGGAUCUCUUCGAGGCACUGAGCCGGCCAUGCUAGCGACCAACGGUGGUGGUAGCAGUGCCGAGUGGGCUGGCUCCUUGACCUUGCCUGACGACCUCUCUGGCAUCGGUCCCUCGGCGCGGCGCCUGCUUCAGCUGGAUGCUGCACAUCAGGACCAGCAGCGGGCAAAGAAGGGCAAAUCAAAGAAGACGCCAGGCGCGCCGGCUGUUUUACCAGUAGCGUCUCGUAGUCUUCCCACGCAGUUGGGCAGGUCGAGAGCAGUCGCCACUGAUUCAGCGACAGCGGCAGCGUUUUCUUCUAUGGCGCCCUUGCCGGUGUCAGCGCAAAAGUGCAUGAGCGGCACGCAGAACGCCGUCCACGCCAGCACCGCUACCUCGCAUCACUGGGAGCACACCAUCGCCGCUCGCCCUCUCAUGUUGUCUUCCAAUAUCACCAACCGCGUCCACAGCGGCGGCGGCGGUGGCACGUCCACCAUUCCCGCUGCCGCAGCUCCACCGCCUCUGGUCACGCAGCUGCAGUGCUACAUCAAGCGCGAGAUCGUCCUGAACAGUGGUGGCGCUGCCAUUCCAAGCGCAAUGAAUCAGCUGAGCCCCUACCGUGAAGCCUUCCGCGCGUUGUCUUCUGCGUUUCCUGCGUACGCUUCUCUCUUGGACGACAUUCAGUGCGCGUACGACAAUGCCAUUCAGGCACAGGCGGAGUUGCUCACCGACGCCUACUCCGCCGCGGCCGAGCGGCACGUGGAGAGGAUGACGUACCAAGAGAAGGCGGCUGCUCUGCAUCAGCAAGUGAGCACGCUACAGGCCGAACUGGGCGAGAUGGCGAAAACCCUUGAGUCCCGUGCGCAUGUGGAGGGGGAGCAGCAGCAGGUGACCAUGCAGAAGUCGCGCACGAGCCGCACCACUGACGCGCUAGAGCUGCGCCGUGAGCUCGAGGCGGCCAAUGAACGCGUUUCCCAACUGACGCACAGCAGCCAAAUUGACCUGGAGAAGAUCCUGGUUCUCAUCGGUGCUGUGCGGGAGUGUGAUCGACGUCUGAAGGACUACGAGCGGCUGGUAACGAGUGUAAUGGGUCAGGUGAGCGAACUGGACGAGUUCAAGCGCAUCGCCGGGGAGGCCCAGACGGAGCUACAGCAAUUUAAGAACAAAUACUCGGACUACGUGCCAGCGGCGGACUUUUACCUUACGAGGGAAUACCUCGCCGCCGAGCUAAAGGCGGCCCAGCUGACGACGCGGCGAUGGCGUCGCACUGCGGCAGUGCGUGGCACACAGUUGGAAGUCAUGCAAGGUCGCCUUAGCACAUUGGAAGAAGACCGGGAAUCCCUUGUCAAGGCUCUUGCUGUUGCCACGGCGAUGCCUUCUGGCGGUGAGGCACACGCUUCUAGCACCGAGACGGUCCUCACGCCACGCCCGUCGUGGAAGCGACUCUACGAGCAGUACCCGGAAUUGGCUGGCUACGCAGCAGACGUGGGGCACCUCACGACUGAGCUGGACCGAGACGACGACAACGUGGAUGGCGUUGCGAACGAAGAUCGCAGUGCCGCUAGGAGGACCUCGGCUACCUCGAUCUUCGCGCUUGAUCUGCCGACAGUGAAAGGCCCAAAGGAGACUGGGCUGCAGGUGGAGUACCUCGUUCAGCGCAUCGUGACACUGGAGGGACUACUGCGGACGCAGCGGCAGGAACAGCCACUGCGGCACCCUUCCAGGGCAGAAGUUGUGGAGGACGGCCAUGCGUCAAUGAAUACAGCGCGCGCAAACUCCGAGAAGGCCUCGCAGGAGGUCAGCCUUGCAACCAAGGACAAGGCGAUGGACCCCUCUGCGAUGCUCCAGCACCGCAACUCCCGUCGCUACCACAGCGUUGGAGACCCGCUUCACAACACCGCCAGCGCCGCGAUCGACGGGGCAGCUGUACCGCGCUUGGCACAUCCUCUGGAGCUGCCCCUGCUUGGGCUUGGGUAUGGGACGCAGAUCCCGUUGUGUUGGCGCGCGAGCGGUGUUCUGCCCCGCCGCCCUGUCGCCCCUUCUACCAUUCUGUCGCUGGUAUACCACUUCUUCUUCGAUGUGCUUCCUACGUACCUAGACCAAGAGGAUAAAGUGCAGCAGACCCUCGAGUCGGACGGCACCCCGGUGCAGGGUGGCACCGAUGACCUCGCCUCGUUGCUCUACGAGCUACUGCAGUCAGAGAUGCAGAUACACGAGGAUAUGCAAGCAUACGACUCGGUUGCUCACCUCAUGAUGAACCUCGAGAGAGACGGCGAGAAGCGGGAGUGGUUCAGUGACGCCUUGCAUCUGUUCCUGUGGAUAGCAAAGGGGGUGAUGCCGCCACGGAUCGGUGUAGACGCGGCCGUCGUGGUCGCGCAGGUGAAGCGCGAUAUUCGCGCCUUGGCGAAGGAGUUGCAGACCUCGCGCUUGCGUCGUCAAGCACUGAGCGAGUGCCUGCAGCCGGUCCUGGAGCUGAAGACGGCAGCCGAGAUUGCCGAACUGCGCGCCGCCCUUGGCGGGGAGGCGACCUUCAACGCGAAUGUGCUCUGCAGCGACACGCAUUUGUUCAUGCAGGUGCUGCUGGUGCAGGAGUGUCGUGCAGGUAUGGAUCUCUACGUGUCUUUCCUCCGCGCCCUUACUGUAAGGGCGAACUUGAUGACUCGCAGUGAUCGUCGUGUUGCCACUGCUGGCUCUGUAGCGGCGGCGCCGAAAGGCGCGCGUGGCUUCAAGGCGCCAUCUAUGGCGCAACUCGCCGAAGGUGAUCGAGUGCUCUUCUUAGAAGACGUGUCUUCUGCCAUCCUGGAGGUGGAGCCGCGCACGCCAGAGGUGAUGCUGCGGGAACUUUCCCUGAACGCGGUGGGUAGUGCCCUGUCGGCCCCCACUCUGGGAGGUACAAUAGCAUCAAAGACGGAUGUUUCCGAGGAGCCGUCGGUGGUGGUUCGUCUGAGUGACAUGGAGCGUGCCAUCAGGGUCGCGCCGCUCAUCCGCCACACUGUACGCAGCUCCAAGGAGGACUGGGUCCUGUGA
Messenger RNA from Leishmania braziliensis MHOM/BR/75/M2904, 3249 nucleotides. RefSeq lists its product as hypothetical. The record is from RefSeq and is a predicted model, not a curated record. NCBI's taxonomy places the organism in Eukaryota, Euglenozoa, Kinetoplastea, Trypanosomatida, Trypanosomatidae. Bases 1 to 3249 code for a protein of 1082 amino acids. The transcript has a single exon.